Sphaeroforma arctica JP610 is the source of this 715-nucleotide messenger RNA. RefSeq lists its product as hypothetical. Bases 380 to 715 code for a protein of 111 amino acids. Lineage: Eukaryota; Ichthyosporea; Ichthyophonida. The record is from RefSeq and is a predicted model, not a curated record. The transcript has 3 exons.
GUUUGUGUAGUAUAUGUAUAUGCUUGUACAUAGCUAUACAUAGUGAUAUAAUGAUAUACUGAUACAUAUCUACUUCAAUCGACACGGGCCUGUUCUUGUUUUUAUACGUUAUAUCAAUAUACAUGGAGCGAUGUACAUUUUAUGGUGCCAAUUUGUUCUUCAAGUAUUGCUAGCCUGAGUAAUUCUAGUAACACCGAUUUAAGGGGAGAACUCCUUAUUUUAUCUUACUUUAUUGCUAUACCCAAUUCGCGCUACACUCCUGUGUACUGGUUGUUUCUGCUAAAUCGCACUGUACAUCUGGCUGUAGGUAAGCCUGACCACCAGACCUAUACCGGUAGAGGAUUAAAAUGAUUGUAUAUAUUACUUCUGGUACUAUACAAUGUUACUACUGGCACUAUACAAUGUCACUUCUGGUACUAUACAAUCUUACUUCUGGCACUAUACCUACGCACAUCUCGCACCUGUUGAACUCAACCGUUUCUCUGUUGUAUCCCAAUACGUGCGACUAUCUGGACACCGAAUAUAUCUCUCUGUGUGUGUAUCGCUGGCUGCCGUUGUAGGUCUACUCAGCGCUUACGGUUCACGGUACAUCAGGUCUGGAAAGAUCAACCCGGUGUUCCACGUGGCUGCCUUCUUGCUGAUCACAGGCUAUGCCUUGGAGUACCCUCAUCUCAAAGCCCACAAGGAUGCCGAGAAAGCCGGUGCGGCCCAUUAA